AUGGAGUUAUCGGAGGAACACAAACGUGUCAUAAUUUAUUAUGAGUUUUUGUCCACACAAGACCCGAACGAAAUUCAUCGUCGGAUGGUGGACAGGUUGGGCAAUAAUAGCCCUGCUUACAGUACAAUCACCAAAUGGAUCCGACAUUUCAAACUCGGUGUACAGUCACUCAAAGAUGGCGAAAGAAAAGGUCCGGAAGUUACUGUAUCGACCCCUGAAAAUGCGGCCGCUGUCGAAAAGAUAAUAAGAGCAGAUCCAUGGAUCACAUACCGUGAGUUAGAGGAAAAGUCAGGCAUUCAUCGCACAACACUUCAAAAAAUAUGCACUGAUUUGAUUGGCGUACGGAAGCGUUUAUGUCGGUUUGUUCCUCACUUUCUAUCAGAUGAACAAAAACAACAACGUGUGAACAUUUGCCGAGAAAAUCUAAAGAUGUGGAAGAAUAAGGGACAUGUUUUAAUUGAUAAGAUCACUACAGGUGAUGAAACAUAUGUUCACUAUUAUGAGCCAAAAUUGUCACGUGAAGCGAAGAUAUUUGUGUUUGAAGAUGAGGUACCGCCCGAUAUUGUCAAACGUGAUAAAACUAUUGGAAAAGUUAUGUACGCCGUAUUUUUCAAUACGGCGGGUUUGGUGGCCGCGGUAAAGUUAUGCGGACAGAAGACAGCCACGGCUUUGUGGUACACCACACAAUGUCUUCCUAAAGUCAUUGAGGGAUCUGCAAAAAAAGGAAUGCACCACGACAACAGCCGAGUUCAUACUGCAAAACUGACUCAAGAGUUUUUGGCCAAAAAUAAUGUCAAGACUGUACCGCACCCGCCAUAUUCCCCCGACCUUGCAAUGUGUGACUUUUGGUUGUUUAGUGGUCUGAAGCAUUUUCUCCGCGGACAAGCAUUUAAGACAGAGGAAGAGUUGGACUGCGCGGUGAUGGAGUAUUUUCACUCCAUUUCUGAAGAUCGCUAUAAAAAAGCUUUCGAGAUGUGGAGAUCCCGAAUGGAGCUAUGCAUCGAAUUAGGAGGUGACUAUAUUUAA
Oppia nitens is the source of this 1026-nucleotide messenger RNA. RefSeq names its product histone-lysine N-methyltransferase SETMAR-like. The transcript has a single exon. NCBI's taxonomy places the organism in Eukaryota, Metazoa, Arthropoda, Arachnida, Sarcoptiformes, Oppiidae. Gene Ontology annotation, molecular function: nucleic acid binding. The record is from RefSeq and is a predicted model, not a curated record. The coding region runs from base 1 to 1026 and encodes 341 amino acids.